GGCAGGCUGCGGGCCCGCAGUGGCGCGGUGUCCGGGCUGCGCGACUGGCCGCGCCGCGGGGCCAUGGCCGCCUCUCUGGGCCCUCCUGGCCUGAGUGGCGCCGGAGCAGUGCCCGGCCCCGGCCCCGGCCCCGGCCCGGCCAGCUUCGCCUUGGAUUCGGGGCUGGAGAUCAAAACUCGCUCGGUGGAGCAGACGCUGCUCCCGCUGGUUUCCCAGAUCACCACACUUAUUAACCACAAAGAUAAUACCAAAAAGUCUGAUAAAACUCUGCAAGCAAUCCAGCGUGUAGGACAAGCUGUUAACUUGGCAGUUGGAAGGUUUGUUAAAGUGGGUGAAGCCAUCGCCAAUGAAAACCGAGAUUUGAAAGAGGAAAUAAAUAUUGCCUGUAUUGAAGCUAAACGAGCAGGAGAAACAAUUGCAGCACUUACAGAUAUCAGUGCCCAGAAUCACCCAGAAAACGAUGGUCAAAUCACCAUUUUUACAGAUAAAACAGGAGUUAUAAAAGCUGCCAGAUUACUUCUUUCUUCAGUGACUAAAGUACUGUUGUUAGCUGACCGAGUAGUCAUUAAGCAGAUAAUAACAUCGAGAAAUAAGGUUCUUGCAACUAUGGAAAAACUAGAGAAAGUGAAUAGUUUUCAAGAGUUUGUUCAAAUAUUCAGUCAAUUUGGAAAUGAAAUGGUGGAGUUUGCACACCUAACUGGAGAUAGACAAAAUGAUCUGAAAGAUGAAAAGAAAAAGGCGAAAAUGGCAGCUGCUAGGGCUGUUCUGGAAAAAUGUACAAUGAUGCUUCUCACGGCUUCAAAGACAUGUCUCAGGCACCCCAACUGCGAGUCGGCCCAUAAAAACAAAGAAGAAGUAUUUGAUCGCAUGAAAGUAGCAUUGAACAAGGUCAUUGAAAUUGUAACUGACUGCAAGCCAAAUGGAGAGACAGAUGCUUCAUCUAUCAGUAUUUUUACUGGAAUUAAAGAAUUUAAGAGGAAUAUGGACAUUCUCCCGGAGAAUCUAUACUUCCAGUCAAAAGAAAAUCUCUCGGCAGCAUUGGAUGCUAUCUUGGAGCAUACAGAGGAUUUCACUGACUCGGCUUACACCAGCCACGAGCACAGAGAACGUAUCUUAGAACUGUCAUCUCAGGCGAGAACAGCACUGCAGCAGUUAAUCUCUGUCUGGAUGCAAGCUCAAAGCAAGAAAACAAAAAGCCUGGAUGAAGAACUGGAGCUUACUAUACUGAAGAUUAAUCAGAGCCUCAAUGAACUGAGGAAAGAACUUCAUAAUACAGCAACUCAGCUGGCAACAGAUCUCUUAAAAUACCAGGCGGACCAUGUGGUUCUGAAAGCAUUAAAACUUACUGGAGUAGAAGGAAAUUUGGAUGGUUUGGCCGAGUAUGCCUGCAAGCUCUCUGAACAGAAAGAGCAUCUUGUUGAGGCCUGUCGAUUGCUGUGGCAUGUGUCUGGAACAGAGCCUCUUGAAAUCACCUCAUUACACGCACUGGAGACUUUUCAGGUGACUGGCCAGCAGAUAAUUUCUGCUGCUGAAACACUGACAUUGCAUCCAUCUAGCAAAAUUGCUAAAGAAAACUUAGAUGUAUUUUGUGAAGCUUGGGAAUCCCAAAUCAGUGAUAUGUCAACCCUUCUUAGAGAAAUCAAUGACGUGUUUGAAGGAAGACGAGGAGAGAAGUAUGGAUACCUUUCACUUCCAAAGACAUUGAAGAAUAAUGCAAACCUGAAAUCAUUAAAGCCAGACAAGCCUGACUCUGAGGAGCAAGCCAGGAUCGCAAAACUUGGUCUUAAGCUGGGCUUGCUUACCUCCGAUGCCAACUGUGAAAUUGAGAAGUGGCAGGAUCAGGAGAAUGAGAUCGUUCGAUAUGGACGGAGCAUGUCUAGCAUGGCCUAUUCACUCUAUUUAUUUACGAGGGGAGAGGGGCCACUGAAAACUUCCCAGGAUUUAAUUCAUCAGUUAGAGGUUUUUGCUGAUGAGGGCUUAAAGCUUGCUUUAAGCGUACAAGCUUUCUCCAAACAGCUAAGAGAUGACGACAAACUUAUGCUUCUCUUGGAAAUAAAUAAGCUAACUCCUCUAUGCCAACAACUCCAGACAAUAACCAGGACAUCUUUUCAGAAUCCAGUAUUUCUAAAGGUUGAUAAGUGUAUUACAAAGACAAGAUCCACGAUGGCUAUCUUGGUGCAGCUUCUUUCACUAUGCUAUAAAUUAAUGAAGAAGUUUCAGAUGGAAAACAACAGAUGGGGCUCAGUCACAAAUAAAGACACUGUGGAUAGCAAAGCCUGAGAAGCUUUUGGGGCCAGAUCUCCAAGACAUUGUGUGGCAAGGCUGAUGUUUUUCUAAAAAAAAUGAUUAU
This is a messenger RNA of Suncus etruscus (white-toothed pygmy shrew), 2350 nucleotides long. RefSeq names its product catenin alpha like 1 (gene CTNNAL1). Gene Ontology annotation, biological process: Rho protein signal transduction; cell adhesion. The transcript has 19 exons. Lineage: Eukaryota; Metazoa; Chordata; Mammalia; Eulipotyphla; Soricidae. The record is from RefSeq and is a predicted model, not a curated record. Gene Ontology annotation, molecular function: actin filament binding; cadherin binding. Bases 64 to 2280 code for a protein of 738 amino acids.